This is a messenger RNA of Arachis ipaensis, 1992 nucleotides long. RefSeq lists its product as uncharacterized. Lineage: Eukaryota; Viridiplantae; Streptophyta; Magnoliopsida; Fabales; Fabaceae. The record is from RefSeq and is a predicted model, not a curated record.
AUGAAAUUUGUGGCAGACAAUGGAUCUGUGGGAUUGAUCUUGGAAGAUUUAGAAAUGGUGGUUGUUUGUGACAACACCAGCCUAACACUCAAGAAGAAAUCAAAGGAGUCAGCUGGAGUGUUCUUGGCGGACUUGGAUGCCAGGGUUGACGAGAAACCGAGGCCUCAACCAGAAGAAGACCUGGAGAAAUUCCGAGUGAGGGAUAUGGAGAAUAAGUUUACGUUCGUAAACCGAAACCAACCUCUUCACAGCUUCAAGCCUUCAAUCCUCGUCUGGUUCUGUCUUUCCGUUCCUUCGGCGUCUGGAUCUGGUUCUAUCUUCAGCAGUUCAGGGUGCGGGGUGUCGCUGGUUCUGCCGCUGGGUGCCUGGGUCUUGGGUGCCGCUGGUUCUACCGUUAGAUUUCUUUUGCGACAAGGAUUGGCCUUUCGUGAUAAUGAUGAGACAGAUGAUUCUGUUAAUCAAGGAAAUUUUUUGAAAUUUCUAAACUUUCUUGCACAACAUAAUGAAGAAAUUGAUCGUGCUUUCAAAAAUGCUCGUGGGAAUCUUAAACUAAGAGCUCCCUCAAUUCAAAAAGAUAUUGUAAGAGCUGCUGCAAGUGAAACGACAAAAGUUAUUGUUAAUGGUCUUGGGGAUGAAUUGUUUGCUGUUUUGGUUGAUGAAGCCCGUGACAUUUCUAUUAAGGAGCAAAUGUCAGUUUGUUUAAGGUAUGUGAAUAAAGAAGGGAAAGUUAGGGAGCAUUUUCUUGGUCUUGUUCAUGUUUCUAAUACUAAUGCUUUAUCUCUAAAAUUAGCAUUGGAGUCAUUAUUAGAAACAUAUAAUUUAAGUUUAUCAAGAGUACGUGGCCAAGGAUAUGAUGGUGCCAGUAAUAUGCAAGGAGAAUUUAAUGGUUUGAAAACUUUGAUAUUGAAAGAAAAUUCUUAUGCUUUUUAUGUACAUUGCUUUGCUCAACAACUUCAGUUAGCUCUUGUAACGGUUGCAAAGAAACAAGUUGAAAUUGCUUUGCUUUUUAAUUUGUUAACCAAUUUGUGCAAUGUUGUUGGAGCUUCGUGUAAACGAAGAGAUAUGCUUCGUGAUAGUCAGAUGACUAAGACCAUUGAAGCAUUACAAAGUGGAGAAAUUGCUAGUGGACGUGGUUUGAAUCAAGAAAUAGCUUUGAAAAGAGCUGGAGAUACUAGAUGGGAUUCACACUAUGGAACUAUACUUAGAUUAAUUUCUUUGUUUCCUUCCGUGGUCAAUGUUCUUGAAUAUGUUGAGGAAGAUGGAAAUAAUUCAGAACAAAGAGCUGAAGCAUGUCAUUUAUUGAAUGUCAUUCAAUCCUUUGAAUUCAUUUUCAACUUGCACUUGAUGAAAAAUAUCUUGGGAGUUACUAAUGAAUUAUCUCAAGCAUUACAAAGGAAUGAUCAAGACAUUGUAAAUGCUAUGGCAUUGGUUAAAGUGUUUAAGCAACGGUUGCAAACUAUAAGAGAUGAUGGUUGGUCUCUUUUACUUGACGAAGUCUCAUUAUUUUGUGACAAAUAUAAUAUUACUGUUCCAAAAAUGGAUGAUAUAUUUGUGUCACAAGGAAGAUCAAGACGCAAAGCUCAAAAGAUCUCAAAUUUGCAUCAUUUUCAAGUUGAGAUAUUCUAUCAAGUAGUUGAUAGACAACUUCAAGAACUCAAGAAUCGUUUUACAGAGGUGAAUACUGAAUUACUUCUUUGUAUAGCUUGUCUGAAUUCAAGACACUCAUUUCUUGCGUUUGAUAAGGAGAAGUUAAUCCAUCAACUUGAGAACUUUAUACUAGAUGUACGUUCUGAUGAUCAAUUCUCAAACUUAAAUGGGAUUGGUGCUCUUUCUCAGAAAUUGGUUGAGACUCGAAAACAUAUUGUUUAUCCGUUAGUGUUUCUUCUUUUGAAGUUAGCUUUAGUUUUGCCUGUAGCAACUGCAUCAGUUGAAAGAACUUUUUUCUGCUAUGAACAUCAUAAAGAGUCGGCUUCACAACCAUAUGGGAGAUGA